GAUGUCGGGCACCAACCCUCCAUCCGACACCGGGACGCUACCGGCUGUUCUGAAGUGGUACUCUCAGACCUUCAGCCGUCGACUCGAUCUGAUUGGAGAUUAUGUUGGAAACAACUACUUCCUAAUUGAUGGGAAUUCUCUCCUUCUUUAUUGCUUCGCAGAUGAACAUAUCGACUUCAACCAAGGGUUCCAAUUGCUUCACGCGACGUGGGCAGUGGAGCGUUUCCUGCAAGACCUGAUCAAGCGACGAUGCCAAUUUCAUAUCGCCUUCUUUGAUCAAUACCGAGAACUGUGUGUGCCUUCGUUUGUUUCCGACGAGGGAAACAAGGAGAAAUAUCUGCUCGCUAGGGCAGCUAUAAUUCGCCACCUACGUGCCAACCUGCCGAGUAUUCACCCGGAGAUUGAUGUCAAAGUCUUCGAGUCUGUGUCUUCCGAUGCCUUUGCGAACUAUCUACGCGAAGUAGAGUUCUUCUUCGUAUUGGCUCAUGAUGGUGCUUUACCAGAAGCUCUACGCAGGAGACAUCUACUGCAGAAGAAUCUUGAUACCCUACAAGACGAGGUUCAUGAUGAAGCAAACCAGCAUGAGCUGCAGACCAAGACGGCUUUCCGUCAGAUCAUACAUUGGUUUAUGUCAGGGGGAAUGAGUAUUGCAUUGAUCAAUGGAACUCAGUUUCAAGAUACGAAAGUUAUCUCGAACGUCUUGGAGUUUCGUAACGUGGAAAGCGGUGUUCCGUCAACGAUAGAGUUCAAGAACGAGCUCACUGAUGAGCCUCGACCAAAUUACCUCAAACGCUCCUUUUGGGAUAAGAUGAAUAGCAACAAUCAGUCGAAUCUAUCUGAGCGGCAAUACAUCACACUUUUGGUGCUUCUAGCCCUCAUACAUGGCGAGGAUGUUUCAAUCGAAUUCGCCAAUGCUCUCAUUCGGCAUACAGCAUUAAUCUCACAGCUCCGUCUGUCGGACCGGCUUGUAGAAGCAGAUGAUCUCGAUGACGAAAGCAGAGAUAUGCUGCAAGACUUCUGUACCGAGGCAUCACUCGUGCUGUCCUCUCAAGAGUGGGCAGCCAAUAUGGCCGAUUGGGGAUGCAAAUGCGACAUCGCAGAUCUUGUAGAUGGGCGCCUUCUUGCUGUGUGCAUCAAGAACAAAGGGAUCGGCCAAAAUGAAACAUAUGGCACACUCUUAAAAGCACUGGAAGCUGCGGGCUCCAAUGCCGUGGAUGAGCACAACGCUGCCUCGCAAGCUCAGACUGAGAUGUCUUCUCCGGCCGCAUCUCCUGCUGCUGGUUCAGGUUCGUAUGCAGUGUUGCCCUUCUCGAAUAAUGUCAUCGAUCCGCAUCUUGAGCCGAUCAAGCUAGCUAUAGAUCGUUCUGGUGUAGUACCUCCGGCCACGACCUCGCAAAUCUUUAGAGAGGCAACACAUUGGCACAACAGCAAGCGACCGAUCGAUCCAAAAAUUCGGGAAGAUCAAGUUGCAUCGAACGCCAAACAGAUGAAGAAGACAUUGAGGCGUAAUCAGUUUUUCAUGGCCGAAAUGACGACAUAUGCUGCCAGUCUUACCAAUGCCGUGGGAAGAGCUCUUGAGCCUGAAAUUAUUACAACUGGUGCUAAAUUAGACAAGAAGGAAGUUGAUAAUCCAAAGUCGAAACCAACUCCCAAGCCCAGCUCAAACCCAAAGUCUGGAAAGAAGGGUGUUCCAUCAAGGAAAGAAGCUAUGCUUGCUCAAAUCGCAAAGGACAAGAGUCGAAAAGAUGACGCAUCGUCAGAAACAGUUGCUGCGGGCUGGCGCGUAACAUGCGAUAAUCUUGAGAAAGAGCCAACCCCAGUUGCCAGAUAUCAGAAGGCAAAGCAGUAUCUGACUACGCUCAAUUCCGAGUUCAAACGCGAUGUGCUCGAAGCUCAGAUUCGGCUUUACAUGCUUAACACUCAACUCAUUAUGUGGGUAGCGGCAUGUAAAAACAAGGAGAAGGAGAAAAACCAACACAUAGCGGCUCUGGUUUUCGACUCUUUGAACACCUUCUCUAAGCUUCGUCGACCUAUCACAAAGAGUGUUUCUCUCUGUCUCGAAAAAACCAUCAAGGAACUUGGACUUCCCAAAAUACCUCUUCCGGCUCCGAUAGAUGGCGAUCGAAAGCUGGCAUUCAAGUUUGUCCUUUCGGAUAUAUCCGGGGUCUCGUUAGCACUUCCUACUGAUCCUAUCACCUUCCAGCUCUUGUAUUGCGGACCAUACUUCGACCGGUCAAUGGAUUCUGCGCCAGAUCAUAGAGUACCUUUCGAGCCCGAUGCGUGGCAGCGAAAGGUUCUUGACGAGAUCGAUGCGAAGCGUUCGCUCUUGGUUGUUGCUCCGACCUCUGCAGGAAAAACAUUCAUCUCCUUUUACGCCAUGCAACAGGUCUUGGCGUCGAAUGAUGAUGACGUUUUGGUUUACGUUGCUCCUACGAAGGCGUUGGUGAACCAGAUCGCUGCUGAGGUACAAGGCCGAUUUUCCAAGACGUAUAAAUAUGGAGGUAACUCUGUGUGGGGAAUUCACACAAGAGAUUACAGGAUCAACAACCCGACUGGAUGCCAAAUUCUAGUGACUGUCCCACACAUUCUCCAAACCCUGCUCCUCGCACCGUCCAAUGCUGGUUCGUGGGCAAAGCGCGUGAAAUGGAUCAUCUUCGACGAGGUCCACUGUAUUGGACAAGCCGAGGAUGGUCAGGUAUGGGAACAGCUUCUACUGAUGGCUCCCUGUCCUAUCAUUGCCCUGUCAGCUACAAUCGGGAAUCCUCAAGAGUUCAGCGAUUGGCUCACAUCGACUCAAAACGCGGUCGGAAAUAAGUUGACCAUGGUCCGACACCCUCACAGAUACUCAGAUCUGAGAAAAUUCAAGUACACACCUAGCGACGUGUCUGAGUUCCAGGGACUGCCCGAGAGUCGCGCAUUUGCUCGAUUAGGCUUGGAUAACGAAGCCUUCAACUUCCUCCACCCGGUGACAAGCUUAGUCAAUCGAUCCCGGGGCAUACCGGAUGAUUUUUCCCUCGAAUCAGUAGACUGCCUCAGUCUUUGGCAGACGCUAUCAAAAUACCAGUCUGCUGAGUAUCCAGUGGACAAAAGCCUUGAUCCAAGUACCGUGCUGCCUUCUGUCAUAAAGAAACUGGAUAUCAUCAAAUGGGAGACAUCUCUCAAGGAGGUGUUGAAAAAAUGGAUGGCUGAUCCCAAUUCCCCAUUUAAUCAAGUUGUGAAAGACUUGAGCGGACCGGUCAGAAAAUCCGAUAGCCAAGAUCAACCCAAAGCCCUCGUCCAGAAGCAAGCCACUGGUUCCGACGAGCAAAACGACGAGCAAGAGCCGGAAGACUCUUUUGAGGCUGAAAGCAUUCUCCCAUUGCUUGUCAAACUUCACGAGCAAGAUGCUCUUCCUGGUAUCAUAUUCAACUAUGAUCGUGGACUCUGCGAGAGAAUUUGCUUAACACUCCUAGACCAGCUAGAAACAGCGGAAACGCAAUGGAAAGAAACCAGCCCUAAAUGGAAGUCUGAUCUCAAGAAGUGGGAAGAAUACAAGGCCGUGAUGGCGAAAGCCAACAAGCGCAACCCACCUAAGCUGUCGAAGAAGAAAGGGAACGACGAAGAUGGUCUUACCAAAGAAGACAUUGCUCGCGAUGGCGCUAACAACGAGGCGAAUCCAUGGGCUUCUUUUGAUCCGGAAAGGCCCGUAGACAGAUUCCAUUUCGCUGACAACAAAAAGCUCACGCGAGAAGAACUGGACAACUAUGAACGGGAGCUUGUGAGGCGUGACGUCUCUGAAUGGCUGAUUCGUGCCUUGAGAAGAGGUAUCGGUGUUCAUCACGCUGGUAUGAACCGUAAAUACCGCCAGGUCUGCGAGAUGUUGUUCCGAAAGGGCUACCUCAGGGUUGUAGUCGCCACCGGCACGCUUGCACUAGGUAUCAACAUGCCUUGUAAGACCGUAGUAUUCUCUGGCGACUCGGUCUUUCUUACCGCGCUCAACUAUCGCCAAGCUGCAGGUCGUGCGGGUCGUCGUGGCUUCGAUAUGCUCGGCAAUGUGGUGUUCCACGGGAUCUCGGAAAGCAAGAUACACAGGCUGAUUAGCUCUCGCUUGCCAGACAUAAACGGACAUUUCCCCUUGACGACAACGUUGGUGUUGAGGCUGUGCGCACUGUUGAACGAGUCCAAACAAGCACCCUUCUCCAUCCGAGCAGUCAACGCACUCUUAUCGCAACCACGCCUGUAUCUUGGUGGCGAAGAGUCUAAAAUGACUGUAUUACAUCAUCUACGGUUCUCAAUCGAAUACCUACGAAGACAGUUCCUCCUUGAUCAAAGUGGUGCGCCUUUGAACCUCGCUGGCUGCGUUAGUCAUCUAUAUUUUACAGAAAACGCGAGCUUUUCAUUCCACGCUUUGCUUAAGCAAGGUUACUUUCACCGACUUUGUACGAAAUUCGAUACCAACAGAGAGGUUGUGUUACAGGAAAUGAUGUUGACUCUCUCGCACCUUUUCGGCCGCCAAUGGUGUAGGCAGGCAGAUCGCGAUUAUGUUGAACAUGUUGUCAAGAAGUCGCCUUCAAUUGUCUUCUUACCUCCUAUGCCGGAAGAUGCAGAGACAAUUUUACGAGAACACAACGAGUCAACUCUGAGCGUUUUCAAGGCUUACGUUCGCACAUAUGCGGAACAGCACCUGCAAGAGCCCGAGGAGGCUUUGCCGCUCACGAAUCUGAACAUCGCCAGUGACUCGGGUACCAAUAGUACUGUUAAUUUCAAACGACGCGCGCCACCCACCGUUCGGUCACCGUUUGUUGCGCUUUCCGGACACAGCGACGAGGACAUCGAAUCCAUACAUGAUCUUUGCACCACUGUACGUUCUGGAGUCUUCCUUGAGGAGGCCAUUGUCCCUUAUGUGGGUGUAUACAAUGAAAAGUCCGACAUGCCGCUUAACGCAUAUCUGUACGACUUCUACAACCAUGGCGAUGUGAAGGCGCUAGCCAUAGCCAACCGCAUCCGACGUGGCGACGUAUGGUUUGUAUUGAACGAUUUCAGCAUGGUUCUUGCCACCAUCAACACCAGUUUGUCAAACUUCAUGAAUCUUUCGGCCGAUUCUGAAGUCGAUGUCAGAGGUGAAGGAGAAGAGGCGGAGGAGGCUCAAGAAGACAAGCUUCUCCCCGACGACUCGGGAUACGAGACCGGCUCUACCAUUUCUGCGGCAUCGAGAGGCCCUGCUGGGCGAAAUGCACUCCCUGUGCAAGUCAAGAAAAAGAAGAAGGUUGCGGAUUCGUGGGACGAUGAUGCGGAUGAGGAGGAGAUGCAAGCAGAGGCUGCAGCAAAUGCUGAAAAGGCCGCAGCUGAGCUUCGCGAGCUAGAAGAGAAGCCUGCUUGGGAGGAGGGCCAGGGUUUGCUGAACGUUCUGAAGGCAUUCAAGGCUUUGAAAGAUGAUUUUGACACCAAAUUCAGAGCUAUGUGGGCUUAA
Molecule: messenger RNA, 5449 nt
Organism: Periconia digitata
Lineage: Eukaryota; Fungi; Ascomycota; Dothideomycetes; Pleosporales; Periconiaceae
Source: the annotation of a GenBank genome assembly